Messenger RNA from Venturia canescens, 3120 nucleotides. RefSeq names its product angiopoietin-related protein 7-like. The transcript is spliced from 9 exons. The coding region runs from base 1375 to 2811 and encodes 478 amino acids. The record is from RefSeq and is a predicted model, not a curated record. NCBI's taxonomy places the organism in Eukaryota, Metazoa, Arthropoda, Insecta, Hymenoptera, Ichneumonidae.
CAUUUGACUCGUUCAGGAUAAUCAACAGUCUAUUAACUAGUUCAGUUGUGACCGCGUUUUACUUGCACCUCGACCAAAACUCCGAAUCCUGCUAUAAAGGCCCGAAUUUGUACUUAUUGUGCCAUUUUAUUCAGAAUCCAGUGAUGCAUCGCUCAAUAAAAGUUUGUAUGCUCCUCGUUUUUUCUCCUUCGAUAUUCGGAGCGAACGAUGGAAAAAAGGGAAGCUGGCAUACCGAUUCAACGAGCCCAGUAAUCGACAACGAACCCAAAAUAAAUUCGCCAUCAGAUUUUUAUCUGAAAGAAAUGUUGAAGCAACUAAUAGCAAUAAAUAAAAAGAUCGACAGAGCUAUGAUAAGAGUGAUGGGGUCAACGGUCAAGGGCACCGAUAAUAUGAACGAUGAGCACAUCAGAAGAAUUCUAUACUCCAAUUUCACUCAACCUAAUUGCGAAAGUUUGAUGAACAGCGAUUCGCCAUCGGGAAUUUAUCAUUUUCCCUACAGAUACCCGAAAAAGGAAGUGGAAUGGCUUUGGAAUAUUUACGAAAUUUAUUGUGAUCAGUCGAACGGUGGGGGUUGGACAGUCAUUCAAAAACGCGACGACAAAUCCUCGCACCGAAUUAAUUUCACGAGUCAAUCCUGGGACGAUUAUGCCAAGGGAUUCGGCGACCUCGGGGGCGAAUUUUGGUUGGGAAAUGAGUGGAUCCACAGAUUAACUACGCUUUUUGGUCCGUACGAAUUGAGACUGGAAUUCGAGGAUCGAUUGGGAAAUCAAAAAUGGGCUGAAUAUCCCAAAUUCGAAAUCCAUUCGCGCAAGGACAAAUAUAGAAUGCGAAUUGCUCCAUCGGUCGCUAAAAAUUUAACGAGAUCCGCGAGAAGUUCCAUUUUCGAUCAUUUUCCAAUGGUUGGCGAAGAGUGUUCCAUGGACUUUGACGAAAUUUGGUGGUCUCCAGACGAGUGCAUCGGCGUCAAUCUCAACAGCGACAGCUACAAAAAAACGAAGAUGAUGAUACGAUUGAAAAACAAUUGGCCCUGAAAUCGACUAUAUUUUUAGAAAAUAAUGAACAAAUGUUUAUUCAUUCGAUAAUAAAAAAUACUAGAAAUUCGUUUACCAUUUUCAAAUUAUUUAUAAUUCGAAACACUCAAAACUGCUGUUGCAAACGAAAAACCCAACUGGCCCAGUCCACCUCCAAGAUCCAACGUCCCAUGACCAGAGUUUAUUGAGAAACGUGAGAACACCGUAUGCAGUCGAUCAUCAUCAGCCGCCGCAGGCGAUCGCGAUGCGCGUCCGUUUUCUCUUGAAAAAGAAAAAUUUUCAAUUUUUUUAUUCCCGCCUUUAAAAAUCAUCAAGUAAAAAAAAACAAACAAAAAACGUGAAUAUGUGUCGUCUGAAGGGACUCGGGCUCUGCUGGACCGUUUUGAUUUUUCUACCUGACACGUGGACAAUGCCUUUGAUGACACAUACGAAUUUCGUAAACUUGAAAAAAGGCUUGAUUAGCAACAAGCCUGGGCCUGUAACGUUGUCAACGGUUUUGGAAAUAUUGCGAAGCGACAUGAAAAAAAUUCAAACGACGCUAGACACAACGGCGGAAAAAUUCGACAAGCUGGAAAAAAAUCUUUCGAAUAUAAUGAACGAUAGAAAAAAUCGUAAGGGGACGACCCUUGAAGGGCUUGAAAAACGAAACGAUUCGGAGGGGAAUUUCAACACGACGAUCAACUUUACUAACGAGUAUUUGAACACUUACAUAUUCACGAACAAAUUGGAACGCAUGUCAAAAAUUCAGGAGAGAAAUUCUCGUUUGCUUGUUCUGGAAAUGACGUCACUGACGAAUUUGGAAGAAAGUGUAAAUCGGUUGGAAAAUUUGAUCAAUUCGACGAGAUCGAAUGUCGAGAGAGACGUUUCUGAUUCUAAAUUAUCGACUUACCAGGAACGAGUCGUUGAUUGGUUGGCGUCGAUAGACAAGCGGCUGCACGGCAUUCCGUUACUGAAAAUCGAUGACCUUCACUCGACUCUCAAAGUCAACAGCUCCGCAACGAAAAACAACAGAACGGUGAAAAUUUUUCCAAAUGGGAAUGAGAACUCAACGACGGAACGUGUUUAUCGUCGAAAUUUCACCGUUCGCAGCUGCGACGGUCUACGGGACGACAAAAAUUUUCGUUCGGGUAUUUUUUUUUUGGAUAAAAACGACGCCGCAACGAAAAUGAUUUGGGCUAACGUUAGUCGAGUCAGUUGUGAUAUGGAGACGAACGGCGGAGGCUGGACGAUAAUUCAGAGACGCGGUGGACCGUUCGAAGGCAGAGUCGAUUUCAAUCGAUCUUGGAACGAGUAUGCAAAUGGAUUUGGCGAUCUCGAGGGUGAAUUUUGGUUUGGGAACGAAGUCGUUCAUCGUAUGACAUUUUACCACGGUCAGUACGAGCUGAGAAUCGACCUCGAGGACUGGGAAGGUCAAAAUGUCUGGGCACAGUAUUCUGACUUCGAACUCGGAACGAGAAUGGACGGUUAUCGAAUAAAGGUUGCCGGUUACACGGGAAAUGCGACGGAUUCUUUAAGCGCUCAUUAUUCAACACCUUUUUCUACUUACGAUCGAAGAAACGAUUAUUCGCCGGAAUGCUGUCCGUGCACGUCCGAUUAUGGCGGCGGGUGGUGGUACUACAGUUGCUUCGAGGCUAAUCUUAACGGUAAUUAUUACACGAUGGACCAAUAUCGAGAACCGUACAGAGGAAUAAUAUGGGAACACUGGCGGGACGAUUAUAGCCUCAAAAGCACUAAAAUGAUGAUACGCUUAAAAUAUCGUGAUUCUUUGAAUCGAAUUUGAUUGAUAUAAAAGAUGUUUUGCUGAGUAUUGUCAUUGUCUGUAAGAAUACGCAAGAUUUUCAUUUAAAAUUCGGUGUUGUUUGAAGAGCGACUUGUAGUACGAACGUUCGCAGAUUGAAAUGACAGCAAAUAUUCAAAAAGAGCGCAUAGUUGAAGAAAGUUUUUAGUAUCAAGCGCUGUCAUCGGCUAGGGAUCAUGACCGGCGAUGCGAGCCCCACGGUUGCAAUUGCGGUGUAAAGAAGAAGUUUGUGCCGGCCGGGCAAUACGGUUCAAAACGACAAUAUAAAAAUAUAUUUACACAUGCAUUUUA